AUGGAGAUGAAUCCCCAGAGGCAAACAGGGGCGCCGGCUCCUGCGGAGCCCCUCACUCACCCGUGCCGGCCGCGGAGCCGCUCCCCGCCGCGCUACUGGAUCAGAUCCAACCCAUACCAAACCAACCUGCUUCGAGACAGCGUGCGGAGGUACCUGCAGCUGCCGGCAGACCAGACGGUACUGAUACUGCAUGCCAAAGUUGCACAGAAGUCAUACGGCAAUGAAAAAAGGUUUUUCUGCCCCCCACCUUGCGUUUACCUGAGCGGGCCGGGAUGGAAGUUAAAACAGGAGCAGAUAAAAGCCAGGGACCUGGGAGAGGCGGGUUUUCAGGUGUGCGGGUACAUGGGGCUGGACAGCAUGGGCAGCAGCCUGAUGGAGACCCAGAAGCUCAGCUUCGAGGAGCAGCAGGACGCAAAGGGCUUCGGCUGUGCCAAGGCGCUGUACAUCUCGGACGCGGACAAGCGCAAGCAUUUCCGCCUGGUCCUGAAGCUCUUCUUCAGCAACGGGCAGGAGAUCGGCACCUUCCACAGCAAGCUGAUCAAGGUCAUCUCGAAGCCCUCGCAGAAGAAGCAGUCGCUGAAGAACACGGACCUCUGCAUCUCCUCGGGCUCCAAAGUCUCCCUCUUCAACCGCCUGCGCUCCCAGACUGUCAGCACCCGCUACCUCUCUGUUGAGGGGGGAGCCUUCAUCGCCAGCGCCAGGCAGUGGGCAGCCUUCACCCUCCACCUGGCCGAUGAGCGCUGCACCCGGAGCGAGUUCCCCCUGCGGGAAGGGUAUAUCCGCUACGGCUCUGUGGUCCAGCUGGUCUGCACGGCCACCGGCAUCACCCUGCCUCCCCUGAUCAUCCGGAAGGUGAUGAAGCAAUACGCUAUGCUGGAUGUGGAUGAGCCCAUCUCCCAGCUCCACAAAUGUGCCUUCCAGUUCCAGGGCAGCGACCGCAUGUACCUAUGUCUCUCCACGGAGAAAGUAAUCCAGUUCCAGGCAUCUCCCUGCCCGAAGGAAGCCAACCGGGAGCUGCUGAACGACGGUUCCUGCUGGACCAUCAUCGGCACUGAGACGGUGGAAUACACCUUCAGCGAGAGCCUGGCCUGUGUCCGCGAGCCCGUCAGCCCCGUGCCACUCAUCACUGCCCUGCAGCUCACGGGCGGCGGGGAUGUGGCCAUGCUCGAGGUGCAGGGGGAGUAUUUCCACGCACACCUCAAGGUCUGGUUCGGAGAUGUGGAAGCAGAGACGAUGUACAGGAGCCCCAAGUCCCUCAUGUGCGUCGUCCCUGACGUCUCUGCCUUCGGCAGUGACUGGAGGUGGCUGCGAUACCCCAUCACGGUUCCACUCCUGCUGAUCAGGGAUGAUGGCCUCAUCUACUCCAGCUCGUUCACGUUCACCUACACCCCAGAGCAGAGCUUCAUCCCAGGGCAGCAGGUCCUCUUGGAUGUCCCCCAGGACUCGGACAAAUUACUUGACAGCAUCCAUCAGGAGUUCACCAGGACCAACUUCCACCUCUUCAUGCAGAGCUAG
Gymnogyps californianus (California condor) is the source of this 1515-nucleotide messenger RNA. RefSeq names its product recombination signal binding protein for immunoglobulin kappa J region like (gene RBPJL). Gene Ontology annotation, cellular component: nucleus. The record is from RefSeq and is a predicted model, not a curated record. The coding region runs from base 1 to 1515 and encodes 504 amino acids. The transcript is spliced from 12 exons. NCBI's taxonomy places the organism in Eukaryota, Metazoa, Chordata, Aves, Accipitriformes, Cathartidae. Gene Ontology annotation, biological process: regulation of transcription by RNA polymerase II. Gene Ontology annotation, molecular function: DNA-binding transcription activator activity, RNA polymerase II-specific; RNA polymerase II cis-regulatory region sequence-specific DNA binding.